Molecule: messenger RNA, 884 nt
Organism: Papaver somniferum (opium poppy)
Lineage: Eukaryota; Viridiplantae; Streptophyta; Magnoliopsida; Ranunculales; Papaveraceae
Product: tol-Pal system protein TolB-like
Exons: 2
Coding region: 77-736 (219 amino acids)
Biological process (GO): proteolysis
Source: RefSeq, a predicted model, not a curated record
ACCGGACAGACUCUUCUCCCCAGUUUGGAACCAACGUGAGGACACAUUGUAUGUGUGUGUUGGACCACCAUUUAACAUGAAAAUGCAGGUGAACAUCAUAGCUAUCACUAACGCAUCGAAAUAUAGACGGAAGUGUUAUGCGCUUACUGAUCAGUACAAUAAUGCCUUCCCAUCCAGCAGUCCAGAUGGGAAGAAAUUAGUAUACCGAUCAACAGGGAAAGACGGAUUCAAGAAUCUAUACAUAAUGGAAGAUUCAAAACGAGGGGUGGUCAAUGGAAGGGAACCAAGACGGUUAACAAAAGGGAAAUGGACUGAUACACAAUGCCAAUGGUCCCCAAAGGGAGAUUGGAUAGUGUUUUCGUCAACCCGCGACAAGCCUGCGGGUGCACCAGAAUUAGACCAGGGUCUCGACCCAGGAUACUUUGCUGUGUAUUUAGUGAGGUGGGAUAAUCCAGAUGUUUUGGUAAGAGUGAUGACAAGUGGAAGUGAUAUCUCAGGGCAUGUGAACCAUCCGUGCUUCAGUCCGGAUGGACGUAGCAUUAUUGUGACUUCAGAUCUUGCUGGUGUGUCUGUUGAUCCCAUAUCGUUGCCUCUAUUCGAUCACUCUGUGAGGUCUUAUGGAGAUAUUUUUUCUAUUGAUCUUCCCGAUGAUCACAUAGUAACAUACCAGGAUGGAAAAUACAAAUAUGGGGGACAUAUUAGGGAUGUGAAAAAAUUCACGCGAACUACACAGUAGGUACGAGUAUUCUACUGCUACUUGGUCGAGGUUCGCGACUCAGGAUCCAAAUAGAGCAUGGAGUAUGCGUUUGCCAGCUGUAGAGUUGACUUCUGCAUGUCCUUAUCUGCAUCCAGAUGGAGGAGAAAGUUGUCACAUGAUCGGCCAC